Seriola dumerili (greater amberjack) is the source of this 3440-nucleotide messenger RNA. RefSeq names its product PAX3 and PAX7 binding protein 1 (gene paxbp1). Gene Ontology annotation, molecular function: DNA binding. NCBI's taxonomy places the organism in Eukaryota, Metazoa, Chordata, Actinopteri, Carangiformes, Carangidae. The record is from RefSeq and is a predicted model, not a curated record. Gene Ontology annotation, biological process: positive regulation of transcription by RNA polymerase II; mRNA splicing, via spliceosome. The transcript is spliced from 18 exons. Bases 113 to 2875 code for a protein of 920 amino acids. Gene Ontology annotation, cellular component: nucleus.
CAGACAGAAAAUGGCUGACCUGCGGUGUGAGGAUAAUUUAUUUUGGCUCCAACUACAGUUUUAAGGUGUCCUGCGAUUGACCAUAGACUGAUGCAUUUAACGGAGAAACAUAAUGUUUAAAAAGGCGAAACGAGCUAACUUUCGACGGAGGAAUGAGUCCGACGAGGACGAGCAGGAGGAGAGUCAGCUGCCCCCGCUGGCGCCGACAUCGUUCGGGCCUGUCGUGGAGGAAAUCCCGUUUAUGGAGACCUCCAAUAACAGCCUUGCCGGUGCACCUAGCAGCACGGAGAACUAUCACAGCAACGGCUUUCAGGGUAACCCUAACAGUGUAAGAGCUGUCAAGAGAGAAAAGAAAAUCAAAGAGACAGCUGCGGUACCUGGACCCACGAAAGCCAGUUUGCUGAGUUUCAACGAUGACGAAGAGGGAUCCGAGGUGUUCAGAGUGAAGAAAUCAAACCACAGCAAGAAGAUUGUGAAACAGCUGAAGAAGGAAUACAAGGAGGAUUUGGAGAAAUCUGGAUGUGUCAAGCAGGAAAUCAAAUCAGAUGCACCACUUCAGCUUCCUGUUGCAAUCAAAGAGGAAGUCACUAGCAGAGCAGGUAGUGAGCAGGGGGAGGAAGAAAUGGAGGUGGACAGUGCGGAUGAGCAGGAGGAAGAGGCAAGGGGCCAAGGUGGCCAGGCACAAGGUCAAGUGUCCAAAAGCAACAACGCUGGAGCAAAUUUCAACACCCUCUCCUCCCUCGGCAGCCUAAAACCAGGGGAAAUCCCAGAUGCGGCAUUCAUCCAUGCUGCCAGAAAGCGGCGGCAAAUGGCUAGAGAACUGGGGGGUGAAGCUCCACUGGUGGAGACAGAAGCUCCCAAGAAACGUCUCGUACGGGAAGACCAAGAUGCCAGCGAUGAUGAAGACGAGGAAGAGAAGAGGAUCCGCUUCAGUGGAGUCAGGAACAAAAGCCAGAGACAAAAGAUAGCUGAGGAGAUAGGUAUCGAGGGUAGUGAUGAUGAGGCCCUGGAUACAGGUCAGGAUGAGGAGGUGAGCCGUUGGGAGCAGGAGCAGAUUAGGAAAGGAAUCAGCAUACCCCAGGUCCAGAGCAACCAGCCAGAGGACAACACCGUCUACUACCAGAACAGCUACGAGACCCAGCCCUAUGGCUCUUCCUACAGCAUGCCUUUCACCUACAGUACUGUGGCCCCGCCGACUGGCAAGCCAACUGGCCGAGCAGACAAUGGCUCUGUUCACUACGGGGCCCCUAUUAGUGAUCUAACCCCGGUAUCCAUUGAUCUGGUAAAGAAACGCCUGCAGGAUAGACUCAGCCAAAUGCAUGCAGGCCACAACGCAAACGCCAAGCGCUACAAACAGAUUGAAGACGACCUAGCUGCCUCUGAGAGCACCAUACAGCAGCUGGAGGGCUCAUCCAAUGACAAUGCAGAUCAAUAUAAAUUCUUGCAAGAGAUGCGAGGGUAUGUUGGAGACUUGCUUGAGUGUUUCAGUGAAAAGGUGCCUGCUGUCCUGGAGCUGGAGGCUGCCAUGCACCAGUUACUAAGGCAACGGGCCUCACGACUUGUCCAGAGAAGACAGGAUGAUAUUAAAGAUGAAUCGUCGGAGUUUGCAAGCCUUUCAAAUAAAGCUGUCAUGGCUCCUAAUUUAGACUCAUUUGGUCGAGACCGUGCAGCAUACCAAGAGCACAGUCGUCAGAGGAGGAUAGCAGAAAGAGAAGCACGACGAACUCGGCGGCGACAAGCUCGAGAGCAGAAUGGAAAGAGGGCUGAGCAUAAAGAAGGCUUAUCAUCUGACGAUGAGGAAACGUCUACUGACAUCACCAGCUUCAACAUGGAGAGAGAUCGUAUCGUCAGGGAAUGUAAGAAAGUAUUUGAAGACGUGGUGGAAGACUUUCAUUCUCUUGACUGCAUCAAAUCCCAUUUUGAAGUGUGGAGACGGGACUAUGCCGACUGCUACAGAGAUGCUUACAUUGGCCUCUGUCUACCCAAACUCUUUAACCCUUUAGUCCGCCUACAGCUGAUUACAUGGAACCCUCUCGAGGCACAGUGUGCAAACUUCGAAUACAUGCUCUGGUUCGAGUCGCUGUUGUUUUACGGCUUUGAGGAGCACAGCACGUUGCAGAGUGGAGAUGGGGAUAUCAUUUUGCUGCCUGCUAUUGUGGAGAAGGUCAUCCUGUCCAAACUGACAGUGUUGACAGAGCAAGUGUGGGACCCGCUGUCGAGCAGUCAAACAGCCAGGCUGGUGGGCUUCGUUCACAGACUAAUGAAAGGUUACCCCACUGUGCUGCAAGGGGACAACCGAUACACACAGGAGCUUUUGAAAACUAUUGUCUUAAGAACCAGGCGGACCCUGGAUGAAGAUGUCUUCCUUCCACUCUACCCCAAAAAUGUGUUGGAGAACAAGAAUAGCGGUCCGUACUUAUUCUACCAGAGGCAGUUUUGGUCCUGUGUGAAGCUGCUGGGCGACAUCCUGCAGUGGGACGGCAUCUUGUCCAGUUCCUGUCUGAAGGACCUGGCUUUGGACAGCACUCUGAACAGAUAUAUCCUCUCUGCGCUUCAGACCACAGAUACAGCGGAGGACAAUGUUCAGAAGUGCCAGAAGGUGGUGGAGUGUUUGCCAGUGCAGUGGUUCUCUGGGCUGAAGGGCCAGCAGACGUUGCCUCAGUUGGAGCCAUUCUGUCGCUACCUCACCCACCUGGCAAACUCAUUGCACCGCAGCAGUGUUGGCGGCUCGGAUGUGGAACGCCGCAGUGCAAAGGAUCAGGUGAAAGAACUCGUGAAGAUGUUGGGUCACAUGAAUGGCCUGGACCACAUCAUCACUUUGGCAGCGGAGCAUGGCAUUAAAGAUAUCAAACCACUUUUGGAAGCCAAGUCAUAGGAGACAUAACAGCAGCAGCCUUUCAUUUAACUUCUGUUGUAUUCAGCACGUGUAAAUGGAUUUGGAAUAAAACUCAACACUUUUUACCUUGACCUUGAAAACAGAAGGUAAAAAAACAAACAAAAAAAACCCUUGUUGUAAAUAUUGUGAAUAAUGUAUAGAAAGGUGUGCCCAUACACCUAGCAACACAUGACUCAUGCUGAAAUGAGGCCUUGUAUUGUCAGCUCAAAACAACUACUCAGUAAUGCUUUGAGCUGGCAAUAUUUUAAAUGCAUAAUUUAUUAGGAGUAAACAUUUGUUGACAUGGAUUACUGUUCUCCAUUGACACUAUACUCAACCCGACUAUCUGUAAAAACCGCUUAACUCACAUACUCUUUAACGUAUGUGCCAAAAAAAAAAAACCCAAAAAAUCCUGGUAGGUGGCCAAAAGGUAGAAAUUGCACACAAAGAGUUACAGUUGACUUGAUGGUCAUAUCUUUGAUCCCCACUUCAUCCCUACAGUACAGACUGCCCUCAUGACCACACCAGAGUCACAUUUGUAAGAAUUUUGUUUUAGUAUUGUUUG